CACAAUGUCCGAUAAAAUUGCUUCCAACGACUUAAACGAAUGCAUUAACUAUAUAGAAGAAGCAAUUACUAAAAAGUAUAUAAAAUAUUAUGAAUACAAAAAUUUUCACAAUAUUGAAAAAAUUAGAAAUAGUACUUUUGGGGAAAUUUAUUGUGCAAAUUUGAAAAAUUCGGAACAAUAUUUUGCUUUAAAAUCAUUUAAUCUUGAUAAAUUCACUAUAAAAGAAAUCGUUAAUGAGUUUGAACUUCACCGUAAAGUAAAUUUUCAUGAUAAUAUUAUUCAAUUUUUUGGAUUUGCAUAUAAAGAAAAUCAAAACAAUCAAGUAAUGAAAUAUUUAUUAGUAGUAGAAUAUGUUGGUAAUAACUCUCUUCAAAAACAUUUGAAAGAAAACUUUAAGAAGCUAACUUGGGAAGAUAAAUAUAAGUUAGCGUAUCAAUUAACAUGUGUCAUAUCAUUAUUACAUGACGAAGAAAUUUUUCAUUGUGAUCUGAAUUCUAUGAAUAUAUUAGUUUAUGAAAAUACUAUCAAAUUAGUUGACUUUGGGUUAUCAAAGAGAAUUUUUGAGGCAUCCAAACAACAAUCUGACUUAGUUAGUAUGAUUCCUUAUGUCGAUCCAAAAAAAUUUGUCAGUAGUAAGCCAUAUUCAUUGAAUAAGAAGAGUGAUGUUUACAGUAUUGGAGUUAUUUUAUGGGAGAUAUCAAGUGGUCAGAAACCAUUUAAAGAAGAAAUAUAUGACGCUAAUUUAGCUACCCAAAUUUUACAAGGAUACAGAGAAAUAAUUGUUCCAGACACUCCUAUAGAUUAUUCUAAUCUUUACAUUGAAUGUUGGAGCUUUGAACCAGAUGAUAGACCAGAUAUGAUUCAAGUAGUUACUAAAUUAAAAGAAAUUAUUACAAAAUCAGUUAACUGUGAUCAAUCAUUAAGUACUCAACAAUUUAAUAAUGUGGAAAAUAUUCAUAUUAAUGAUAAUAAUUUAUUGCAAGUCAUUCAAAAUUUUGAUAAAAUUGAUAUAAAAGAAAUAGAACCAAAAACCCAAGAUAUCAAUAAAUAUAUUUUUGAAGAGGACUUAAGUUUUGUAGUUGAUGAAUUGGUUGAUCUUUAUUUUAAGAAAGUUAAUGAAGGAAAAGAAGAAAAAAUGAGAAAGCAAACUAUUCUUAAUUAUAUUGAUAAUAAUGGGUUGAAAUUACAAGAAAUUCAUAAAUGGCUUAUUAAUAAUCAAGAUGAUUCAAAUUUUUAUUAUUUACUUGGAUAUUUUAAUUUUCAAGGAAUUAUUGGUGAAGUUAAUAAACAAAAAGCAUUUGAACUAUUUCAGAAAGCAGCGAAAUUAGGAAAUAAUGCAGCACAAUAUAAUCUUGCUAAUAUGUAUAUAGAUGGAGAAGGCAUUGAUAAAAAUUAUAAAAAAGCAUUUGAAUUAUCUUUAGGAUUAGCGGAAAAAAAAUAUUCAAGUGGAAUAAAUCUACUAGGAUUUUGUUACAAAUAUGGAAUUGGGACUGAUAUUGAUGAGCAAAAAACAUUUGAAUCUUAUCAAAAAGCAGCAAAUUUAGGAAAUUCAAAUGGAUUAAAUAACUUAGGAACUUGUUAUGAAAAAGGAACUGGAACUGAUAUUAAUGAACAAAAAGCAUUCGAAUCAUAUAAAAAAGCAGCAGAUCUAGGAAAUUCAAGUGGAAUGAAUAACUUAGGAUUUUGUUAUGAAAAUGGUGCAGGAACUGAUGUUAAUGAACAAAAAGCAUUUGAGAUAUAUCAAAAGGCAGCCGCUUUUGGGAAUUCAUAUGGAAUAAAUAAUUUAGCAAAAUGUUACAAAUAUGGGAUUGGAACUGGUAUUAAUAUUCAAAAGGCAUUUGAAUUAUAUUAUAAGGCAGCAAACUUAGGGAAUUCGUGUGGAAUGUUUAAUUUAGGAAUGUGUUAUGAAAAUGGAACUGGAACUGAUAUUAGUGAACAAAAAGCAUUUGAAUUUUAUCAAAAGGCAGCAAAUUUAGGAAAUUCGAGUGGAAUUAAUAAUCUAGCAUGUUGUUAUAAAAAUGGGGUUGGAACUAGUACUAAUGAACAAAAAGCAUUCAAAUUGUAUCAAAAGUCUGCAGAUUUAGGAAACUUAUGUGGAAUGUAUAAUUUAGGGGUGUGCUAUGAGGAAGGAGUUGGAAUUGAAAAAGAUUUGAACGAAUCAAUUUAUUGGUAUAGUAAAUCUGCUGCACAAGGAAGUGACGAUGCUCAAGAUAAAUUAAACAACAUUUUUUUAAAUUUAUAAUAUUUAAACUUUAUGAUAUAAAUUAUGAUAUAAAUAUCAAUCUUAUUUAUAUCAAAGUACAUUAUAUAUAGAUGUAUUCAUUUAGCAAUGGCUAGUUAUUUGAGAAUAUUUUUUCUCUUUAC
Molecule: messenger RNA, 2364 nt
Organism: Rhizophagus irregularis DAOM 181602=DAOM 197198
Lineage: Eukaryota; Fungi; Glomeromycota; Glomeromycetes; Glomerales; Glomeraceae
Biological process (GO): protein phosphorylation
Molecular function (GO): protein kinase activity; ATP binding; protein binding
Source: RefSeq, a predicted model, not a curated record